CCCCGGAACUAGAACCAGUGCCCUCGCGGGACUGCGGCAGGCCGCACUUCCGGUCCUGACCGGAGGGAUAUCGGCGACACACCCGCGCCUUUCGGGAGAAGUUGAACGCCGCGGUCUGCGGAGAAUCUAAGCUUUACAUUGCAUUGCAACUAAUCAGAGGCCAGUUUCUGCGCAUGAGCGGCGGGGGUCCCAGAGGUCGAGCGGCUCCUGCGGGUCUGAUACAGUGCUUGAUUUCUGGAGCCAUUUUCAAGCAAAAUGAGUUUUCUGCUGCCAAAACUGACUAGUAAAAAAGAAGUGGAUCAAGCAAUAAAAAGCGUAGCAGAAAAAGUUUUGGUUCUUCGAUUUGGGAGAGAUGAGGAUCCUGUUUGUCUGCAACUGGAUGAUAUUCUUGCAAAGACAUCUCAGGACCUAAGUAAAAUGGCAACCAUUUACCUGGUGGAUGUGAACAAGGUACCAGUGUAUACCCAGUAUUUUGACAUCAGUUAUAUUCCGUCUACUGUUUUUUUCUUCAAUGGACAGCACAUGAAAGUGGAUUAUGGGUCUCCAGAUCACACUAAAUUUGUGGGGAGCUUCAAAACAAAGCAAGACUUUAUAGACUUGAUUGAAGUGAUUUAUCGUGGAGCAAUGCGUGGAAAACUUAUUGUACAGAGCCCUAUUGAUCAUAGGAAUAUUCCCAAAUAUGAUCUUCUCUAUCAAGGAAUUUGACAUGACUAAACAAUUUAGAUGGCUAAACACUGAAACUGCAACAGUUGUGGACAAUUUUCUUAAAAUAUUUGCCACAUUUGAUACCACAAGACAUAAAAAAAGAACUUUUAAAAGCUUGUGGUUUCAUGUUGAAGAUCUUAUUGGUCAUCUGUUGAAGACAAACAAUCUGUCAUUGAAUAUUGUCCUUUAAAUAAAGCUGUGUGCUUUACUUA
Gavialis gangeticus (Gharial) is the source of this 917-nucleotide messenger RNA. RefSeq names its product thioredoxin like 4B (gene TXNL4B). The transcript has 4 exons. Bases 256 to 705 code for a protein of 149 amino acids. Gene Ontology annotation, biological process: mRNA splicing, via spliceosome. The record is from RefSeq and is a predicted model, not a curated record. Gene Ontology annotation, cellular component: U5 snRNP; spliceosomal complex; U4/U6 x U5 tri-snRNP complex. NCBI's taxonomy places the organism in Eukaryota, Metazoa, Chordata, Crocodylia, Gavialidae.